AUGUCACUUUUCGAUUACUUCUUCAACCGUUCGCAUAAAUUUCGUCUUAAAACAGUGGACAAAUUACAGUCUUAUGCCAUAAAAACUGUCAAAAAGUGGCAUGAGAAGUUCGGUCCAGGCUACGACAAGUUGAAUUAUGUGGGCGAUUUUUUACGAGAAUCUAAGGCUGUAGAUUUCGAUUCAGCUUCUGCAGAACUUUUGGCUGAAAGGUUGAGAAAAGAAGCAGAAGAUCGAAAAAGUGCGGAACUAUCGCAAAAAGUUGUUGCUCACGUCCGCCGAAAACUUGACGAAGUAAAGGAUGACAUUGAACGAUGCAUUGCUUCUGCUGACACAGCUCUCUCAAUCCUAGUGCCCGUGUUUUGUACUGAUUUCGAAGAAAAUGCGGUCAAAAACUGUGACAAUACCUCUGAUCCAAGCAGCGUCCAAGAACUUCAAGAAAAACAGGCUGCUCAUGGCUACACAAGCUCUGACACAAUCUCUGUUGUUUUGGAAUCACUCACCCCAGAGGUUACGAUUAAUGAGAACAACGAGGCGCUACUGGAAAGCGUACGAGAUGCAAAAGUUAUGUUAGAUGUCUACCGAAAUAAGAUUCUCAGCUGGCAGCGCAAAAUAAAUGGGGCCGUUGGUGUUGAAUUGCUUACGCGAGACUUGACAUCAUUCAAGCGAAAGAUCGAUCAACGAUGUGCAAAAAUUGCUGAGUUAAAAAACGAAAGCAAAGGCACUGAUUCUAGCGAAAGUGAAGAAAGCGACCUUGAGGAGGUCCCUGAGAAACAAUUGGAGGAUUUUAUGCCACCUGAUGAAGUUCCGCGACAUAUUAUGGAACGAGUACAGCAGCUGGAAAAGGCUGAAUGUUCUGAACAACCAUGCUGUAGUAAAUCACUGGAAACGAAUCCACCAUCUCCAAAACAGGAUGAGGUCAAGCCGAAUAUUCCUGUAGUUUCUUACGGACUCGAUCUGAAGUACUGGGGAGAACAGCGUUGUGAAGCCCCUAUUCCUCGUAACAAUGCAGAUUGUCAUCGAUUUUGGAGAGCUGCAGAAGAUGACGAUCGGUAA
Molecule: messenger RNA, 1053 nt
Organism: Ostertagia ostertagi
Lineage: Eukaryota; Metazoa; Nematoda; Chromadorea; Rhabditida; Trichostrongylidae
Source: the annotation of a GenBank genome assembly